This is a messenger RNA of Puma concolor (puma), 5178 nucleotides long. It is a transcript of the gene CEP152, whose product is annotated as centrosomal protein 152. Gene Ontology annotation, biological process: centriole replication. The record is from RefSeq and is a predicted model, not a curated record. Lineage: Eukaryota; Metazoa; Chordata; Mammalia; Carnivora; Felidae. Gene Ontology annotation, cellular component: centrosome.
AUGUCACUGGAUUUUGGCAGUGUGGCACUGCAGACGCAAAAUGAAGAAGAAGAAGAAUAUGACAAAGAAGACUAUGAAAGGGAGAAAGAGUUGCAGCAGCUACUCACUGACCUACCUCACGACAUGCUGGAUGAUGACCUGUCCUCCCCUGAACUCCCCUACUCGGACUGCAGCGAGGACGGCACAGAGGGCGAACCGCAUCGCUCUGAGCAAUUGGAGAUGAACUGGCAUGAGCAUCAAGUGCUGCCUAAAUCUCAAAGUGGAAAUGACUAUAAUGAGAUUCGUGAUGUAUAUACUGGAGAGAAAAGUGGCAAUGGCUGGGAAGACAAUCAAAAUAAAGCUGAUGACCAGCAUCCUGGGUACCAUCCUAACGAAGUUGGAGAUGAAGGCGGAAGUGGUUACAGUCCUCCAAGUGAUUAUGAACAGACCGAUUUAUAUCACCUUCCUGAAAACUUUAGGCCAUAUACCAAUGGUCAGAAGCAGGAAUUUAAUAGCCAACCAACUAAUAUAAUUAAAUUUUCAGAUCCUCAAAGGAAUCAUUUCCAGCAAUUUGGUAUAUCACAAGGCCCCAGUUGUCAAGCCUUGGAACCAUAUAAAGUGACAUAUAAACCUUAUCAGUCUUCUGCCCAGAAUGAUGACUCACCAGCCCAGGAGAUAGCGGGAAGUGACACAUUUGAAGGCCUGCAACAACAGUUUUUAGGAGCUAAUGAAAAUUCUGCAGAAAAUAUGCAGAUUAUCCAACUUCAGGUUCUUAACAAAGCAAAAGAGAGACAACUAGACAACUUAGUUGAAAAGUUAAAUGAAAGUGAGCAUCAAAUUAGAUAUCUGAAUCACCAGCUUCUGAUAGUCAAAGAUGAAAAGGAAGGUUUGACCCUCAGCCUCCGAGAAUCACAGAAACUCUUUCAGAAUGGAAAAGAGAGAGAGCUACAACUUGAAGCACAAAUAAAAGCACUGGAGACCCAAAUACGAGCGUUAAAAGUGAACGAAGAACAGAUGAUUAAGAAGUCCAGAACGACGGAAAUGGCUCUGGAAAGCCUGAAGCAGCAGCUGCUGGACCUCCAUCAUUCUGAGUCACUCCAGCGUGUGAGAGAGCAGCACGACAGCAUUGUUACGGGCCUCACGAAGAAGCAUGAGGAGCAACUGUCGUCCUUGCAAAGGAAGCUGGAUGCUACAGUCACUGCACUUAAGGAGCAGGAAGAUAUUUGUUGUCAUUUGAAAGACCAAGUGAACCAAUUGGAAAGGAAUCAAGAAGCGACCAAAUUAGAAAAGACUGAGAUCAUUAACAGAUUGACAAGAAGUCUAGAGGAGAGUCAGAAGCAGUGUGCCAACUUUUUGCACUCAGGCUCAGUACAGGAGGUGGCUCAGCUACGGUUCCAGCUGCAGCAAGCACAAAAAGCACAUGCUAUGAGUGAAAACAUGAACAAGGCUUUGCAAGAAGAAUUAACAGAACUAAAAGAUGAAAUUGCACUCUACGAAUCUGCUGCAAAAUUAGGAAUACUUCCAAGUGACUCAGAAGGAGAAUUAAAUAUAGAACUCACUGAAUCAUAUGUGGAUUUGGGUAUUAAAAAAGUCAACUGGAAAAAAUCCAAAGUGAAGAGCAUUGUACAGCAAGAAGACCCAAAUGAAGAGCUUCCCAGAGACGAGGUCGUCCUGAAGCUGAAAGCACAAGUGCAGCGUUUGCUGGGGAGCAACUCAGUGAAGCGUCAUCUGGUGUCUCAGUUACAAACUGAGCUCAGAGACUGUCAUAAGAAAAUUGAAGAUCUCCAACAAGUGGACAAAGAUGAAAAAAGCAUCAAGGUUGAGAGUAAAACAGAUACCACGGAAAAACCAACUGAUCAAUUAUGGCCUGGGUCUUCUACUUCUGAUACGAUUGUGAAAGAUGACAUUCUGCGGCUUAAAAAUGAAAUUCAUGUUUUACGACAACAAAAUCAGGAACUUAAAGAAACUGAAGAAAAACUGAGAGAUACAAAUCAAGACUUAUGUAAUCAAAUGAGACAAAUGGUACAAGAUUUUGACCGUGAUAAACAGGAAGCUGUGGAUAGGUGUGAGAGGACUUACCAGCAGCACCAUGAAGCCAUGAAAGCCCAAAUACGUGAAAGCCUGUUAGCAAAGCAUGCUUUGGAGAAGCAGCAGCUCUUUGAGGUUUAUGAGGCAGCUCGCUUGCAACUUAGGUCUGACUUAGAUAACAUGAAUAAGGAGAUGGCUGCCGUGCAAGAAUGUUACCUGGAAGUGUGCAGAGAGAAGGAUAAUCUAGAAUCAACUCUGAGGAAGACCAUGGAAAAGGAGCAACAGGCUCAGGAGAAGAAGAUCAAACAAGAACUUAUUCAACAGCUCGAAAAAGAGUGGCAGUCUAAGCUGGAUCAAACUAUAAAGGCAAUGAAAAAGAAGACCUCAGAUGGUUGCAGCCAGACUGACCAAGUAACCACCAGUGAUGUUAUUUCCAAGAAAGAGAUGGCAGUCAUGAUAGAAGAACAGAAGCGAAAGAUCCAGCAAGAUUUAGAGCAAGAGAAAGAAACAGCUGUCAGUGGGGACCUGAAGAAACUCGAGGUGGAAUUAGAACUCAAAUAUUGUGAAAAUAUUGCCAAACAGGUAGAAACAGCUGUGCAAAAUGCUCGUCAUCGAUGGCUGGAAGAACUACCUGACCUUGCAGAGUAUAAAGCACGUGUAAGAGCAGAACAGAAGAAGUGGGAAGAGCAACAAGAGAUCACUGUGGCAAGACGGAUAUCAUUUGCUGUUUCCGAAGCUAAAGAGAAAUGGAAAAGUGAGCUUGAAAACAUGAACAAAAAUGGAAUACCUAGGAGGGAACUGGAAGAGAAGAUUCAUUCUCUUCAGAGAGAGCUUGAGUUAAAGAACGAGGAAGUCCCUGUGGUUGUCAGGGCUGAGUUGGCGAAAGCCCGGAGUGAAUGGAACAAAAAAAAGCAAGAAGAAAUCCACAGAAUUCAAGAACAAAAUGAGGAAGAUUACCGGCAAUUUUUAGAUGAUCAUCGAAAUAAAAUUGAUGAGGUGCUUGCGGCAGCUAAAGAAGAUUUUGUGAAACAAAAAACUGAACUCCUUCUUCAGAAGGAGAUGGAAUUGCAAGCAUGUCUAGACCAGAGUCGUAGAGAAUGGGCUACGCAGGAAGCCAGGCGGAUCCAACUGGAAAUCUAUCAGUAUGAGGAAGACAUCCUAACUGUACUCGAAUUUCUCUUAAAGGACACCCAGAAGGAGCAUGUCGGUGCUUCAGAGAACCAGCAACUUUUGGAACUCGUGUCGACUUGUUCUUCAAAAUGGGUGUCUGUGCAAUAUUUUGAAAAACUAAAGGCCUGCAUACAGAAAGCAUUUCAAGAUAUCCUCUCCCUAGCUACAGAAAAUACCGGCUCAGAAUGGGAAAAGAAAAAUUUGGCCAGGACCUCUAAGGAUCCUGACACAGAGGUCACUGGCAGAGGAGACCCUGGAGUCCUGGCAAUCCUUCCUGCACCUGCUUUUGGACACUGCGCUCAGUCCUUGGCCUUGCAAGAAACAGAAGCAGAAGCUGAUAAGAAAAAGAUCCUUGAAAUUAAGGAUUCAUGCUGUGGACACUGCUUCCAAGAACUUGAAAAGGCAAAGCAGGAAUGUCAAGAUCUGAAAAGAAAACUGGAGAAAUGCUGUAGGCAUCUUCAGCAUUUAGAAAGGAAGCACAAAGCUGUAGUGGAAAAAAUUGGAGAAGAGAAUAAUAAAGUUGUUGAAGAACUAAUAGAAGAAAACAAUGACAUGAAGAGUAAAUUGGAAGAACUGAGAGCACUUUGCAGAACACCACCAAGGUCAUUGUCAGAAGGGGCCAUUGAAAAUGCUUGCCUGCUGUGCAAUGGGAAGGCCUUGGAGGAACUUCGCGGACAGUACAUUAAAGCUGUAAAAAAAAUUAAGCGUGAUAUGCUUCGUUAUAUUCAAGAUAGUAAAGAAAGAGCUGCGGAAAUGGUAAAAGCAGAGGUAUUGCGAGAACGUCAAGAAACUGCCCGGAAGAUGCGCAAGUAUUACUUGACUUGCCUCCAACAGAUUUUGCAGGAUAAUGGAAAACAGGAAGGGGCUGAGAAAAAGAUUAUGAAUGCUGCUAGCAAACUUGCUACAAUGGCAAAAUUGCUGGAAACGCCUAUUUCUAAUAAAUCCCAGAGCAAAACUACACAGUCAGUAGUACCUCUGACUUCGGAGAUGAUGACGGGAGUUGAAAACUCAAAAGGAAACGAUGUGAAUCAGAAUACAGGGCAUCAUACUGAAAGCAAAUCAAACAGUAUACAAAGUAUUCCCAGGAGUACAUGUGACCAAGUUCCUAAGAGAAGGGCUGCUUGUAACCUACGACGGCGGUUAGCGGAUGCAGAGCAUGGCGAUGUAAAGCACAUGGGUUCCAAAGAGUCACAAUCAGACUCUCAGUUUGGGGAAAACACUUACAAACAUCUAGACAUUUUACCAAAUGAUGUUUCUCCUGAGUUUGUUCCAUAUGAAGGUGAAAAAGGCUUUGUUUUGCACAAGAAGAAAGACCGCAGUGAUACUGGCUCUGAAUCACUUCAGCAUUCAGCUACAUACCCCUUUCUUGGAUCCUUCGGAAGUAAAUCAUCACCUAGGUACACCCCUAGUCUUUCCGAAUCUGGAUCCACACAUACAACUUUUCGAGGUCCUAAUGAAAGACUCGGUUUAAAAGUAUACAAGUGCAAUCCACUAAUGGAAAGUGAAAAUGCUGCAUCUGAGAAAAGUCAACGUUUGGGUGUUUGGGAAACUCCAGUAAAGGAUGGAGGGGACUUUGAUGACUCCGUGGGCUGGCGUUCCAACAGUGCCACUUUGCCCUGCGACAGUCACGAAGUGUCAUUUUUACAUGGUAGACCACAAGAAACUCUGGAUAUACCAGCUGAAUCUGUUAAUUUCCAACACUCGUCAGCAGCCAGUUGUCUUUCAGAUACAGAGAAAAAUGGUAUGAUUUGUCAACCAGUGAAACGUCAGAGUGGUCACACUUCAGACCUGUCAGAAGAAACCCUGUGUUCCCAGCCAGAGAUCAAUAUGACUCUGAGACACACCCCUCAUCAUAAGGCUGAUCUAGUAAAGUCAGAUUUCCAAAAACUGAGCAGUACAGCACCUUCAUCAGUGUGUCGGCAGCCUUUGAGAAAAUUGAUUGCUCCUCUGUCUAGCCAACAAGAUAGUGGUUUUGAUAGCCCCUUUGUCAAUUUGGACUAA